GCGCGUCUGACGGCGGCACACGGGCGCACAGAGCCGGGCACAGACAGGCGCACAGAGCCGGGACACGGAGGAGCAGAGACCCGGGACAGAACCCCUAAAACUGAGCCGCUGGGACCCCGCGGCUCCGGAUGAGAGACCCGGCAGAGCAGAGACCCAGACCCGGGGCUGGACCCGUCCUCCUCUGAUCCGGAUCAGUUCGUCAGACCUCAGUGACUCGGUUCAACCCCUGGGAUUAAACAGAACCGAGCUCCGAGACCGGGUCUGGAUGAGGUCCAUGUGGUCCUGCGACGUGAUCCGGAUCCUGUGACUGAUCGAUCGGUGUAUUUAUUGGGUAUUGAUUGAGGACCAUGGUGGGGGACAUGGAGGGAAAGGACCGACCCAGACCCAGUCCGGAUUAUCUGAUGCAGCUCAUGAACGACAAGAAGCUCAUGAACAGUUUACCGAACUUCUGCGGGAUUUUCCAACAUCUGGAGCGGCUCCUGGACGAGGAGAUCAUGCGUGUCAGAAAGCACAUGUACACUGACACCCUGAGCGGGUCUUCGGACCGCGGUGGCCCUGACCUUCCCGAAGGCGUGGGUCCAGUCGUCCAACUGCAGGACAAACUGUUCGUCCCCGUGAAGGAACAUCCUGACUUUAACUUUGUAGGAAGGAUUCUGGGACCUCGUGGUCUUACAGCGAAGCAGUUGGAGGCGGAGACAGGAUGUAAGAUCAUGGUGAGGGGGCGGGGCUCCAUGAGAGACAAGAAGAAGGAGGAGCAGAACCGAGGGAAACCCAACUGGGAGCAUCUGAACGAGGACCUCCACGUCCUCAUCACGGUGGAAGACGCUCAGAACCGAGCGGAGAUCAAACUGAAACGAGCCGCAGACGAGGUCAACAAGCUGCUGGUUCCCGCUGCGGAGGGCGAGGACAGUCUGAAGAAGAUGCAGCUGAUGGAGUUGGCGAUCCUGAACGGGACGUACAGAGACGCCAACAUCAAGACCUCCUCCCUCGCCUUCUCUCUUGCAGCCUCUACACAGACUCCUCGAAUCCUCUCUGGCUCUGCCCCUGUACUGGCUCCACCCACAGCUCUGCGUGGCCCCGCCCCUACCGGCCCCACCCUUGUGCCUCUGAUUCGUCAGAUCCAGACGGUCUUGCCCAAUGGGACACCUCACCCCGCUGCCUUGAUGCCGCCGCCGGCCGAGUCCGGUCUGAUCUACGCCCCGUACGACUACCCGUAUGCGCUGGCUGCGCCCGCCUCCAUACUGGAGUAUCCGCUGGAGACGGUGGGCGGAGUUUUAGGUAAGCCAGCACCCGGCCCCGCCCCCUGCUCCUGCGACUGCUCCCCUACACCUCACCAUCACCACCAUGGCCAGUGGAGCCCCGCCCCCACGCUGCUGCUCAGGCACGCCUCCUGAAACAACUCAAACUGACCCCGCCCCUCUCAAAAACAAAAUAAACUCCUCCCAGUAGCAUUGUAGUCAGAACAGCUAAACCAGGACCAAGUCGAGACCCGACGUGGUUUAGGAUCAAAAAAUAUAAAAGCUUUUUAUCGUAACAUAAGUAAAUUAAAAGCAUUUAAUGUAAACUGCAUGAAUAUUGUAGUAGAUAUUUAGCAGAUGCACCACCCAGAAUCUGUAGAGACUAAACUCCCCUGAAUCCUGAACCCAAUGGUGUGAUCUGAACAGCUCCGCCUCCAACAGGUGGAAACAAACGACUGAAGUUACAGGUUAAAGGUUUACAUCAAAUGACGGUAAAGACAUUGAAUAAACAGUUUAAUGUUUGGUCUGAAAUAAAAACUGAACUGAACCCGAGUAAAAGAACAGUCAGUUCUGACCUUUGGGGCGUGGCUUGGGGAUGGACACUGCCUCCCAGUGACUUAACCCCGCCCCCUUUGUGGUCCCGAUGUAUGCAUGACGGAUGCAGCUUUUCACAAUAAAGCAUCUGUCAACAUAACUACUGAUUUCUAAAGUUAUAACGUCUAAAACACUAAAAGGAUGAUUCAUUUAAAUAAAUAAAUAAUAAAUAGCAGCAGUUUGUCCACAGGGGGGCGCUGCUCUGACAAACACACUGGUUCAUAAGAUCCAGGGAGGGCGUGUUAGUGGAGUGUUGCCUGACUGGCUGCUGGUGUUUGUCCCACAGUAGUGUUUCUGUUCCUUUACUGUGCGACCAUGUGGACAGGUUACACCUGCCUUACCCAGAAUCCACCUCACCUCCAGGGGCAGCUGAAAACCUGAAGUUUAUCGUGAACCAGAACUUGAUGUUUCAGUCCAGACCAGUGCCAGCGCUGCGAUGUUCUGGACCAGAGAUCAUCGACGAAUCAGACGCAGAUCAAUAAAUAUCAAUAUCAAUAUUAAUAAAUUAAAUUAAAUUAAAUGUUAACAAUUAAUCCUGGUGUUUAGAAUCAACAGCAUUUUUACCAAAAAUAAAUGAAAUAGAAGUAAUUAGCAAUGAUUUACCAGCAGAAAAUUUGUUUGAUCUGCAGUUUCUAAAGAUUAUAAAUCAUCGCCUCUCAGAUUAUUAUUAGAGACCAUUGAACACAACACACUGUGAUGUUUCCUCCAAUCAGGACUCUGUACCAUAAUGUCAUAAAAAGGUACCUUUUACUGAUAUUUCCUACCAAUCGACUGCUUUCUGAAUUUAUAUUUGUGGAAUUAUUUUUAUGUAUUAUGUACAGAAAUUCAGUUGAAUAAAAUUCUAUCAAAUUGUUUAUACAAACUCCAUAUUAUUCUUGUACAACAUCCCCGGAAUUAUUUUAAUUACAAACUAAAUUCACAUGCAGACAUUUUUGUUGUUAAAUAAAGCUCAAAUAGAGUUUUGGACAUUGAUACACUUUCUGACAGUACAAUAUCUACAGUUUGUCCUUAGGCCCCGCCCCUCUAUCCCUACCCCUCCAACAACCCUCUGGAGGACAGAAAAUGAAUGAAUCAAUGAAUGAAAAACUCAUUCAUCAGUAAAACAUGAUCAAAAAUGAGUAACUGAUCAGUAAUGACUGUCAGGACAUACUGCUCCUAUUUGUAUAUUAAUAAAACCACAGGUGGAUUCUGGGAAAUGCAGUCCAGAUAUGUGAUGGUGAUGUGAACCAUGUGAGACAUUAACAUAAUCCUCUUCUGUUGAUUGGAUGACUUUAUGGAUCCACCACAAAGCCAAUGAAAGACAACAGAAAAAACUACUAUUAUGUAAAAAAUACUAAAAUCUAUUUUAACUGCAAAUAAGUAGAAAAAGAAGAAUUUGUAUUUACAUUGUAUGUUUAAAAAAAUAUUAAUUAUCUGUGUUCAUCUGAUUUUUCAAACACUUUUCAUGUAAUUUAAUGCAAAUACUGUGAACAGGGAAAACCACCAGCCUCUGUCCACGUUAGCAUCGACAUUUUACAAAAAAUUAUCUGAAAUAUUUGAACUCCAAACAGUAAAAUCCAUAAACCUGUGUCUCACUGUACGCCGAUGACAUACUGCUUUAGAGUUUAACAUGUCGAAGUGUCUGAUGAUCAUAGAUGAAGUUUAGAAGGUUAAGUUAAAGUUAGUGUGAGCAGAUUGCAGACAUUUCCCAUCAACCCCUGGGCUUUAGGUAAGCUAUGCUUAAAGUGUCGACUCUGAAACGUCAGAAACAACGUUACAGGAAAUGAUGAAUUGUUGGGUGUUAUUGAGCGUUUCAUGUAAGUUGGUUCGGGUCGGUACGGUCAGUUCGGAAUGGUACGGCCUGGACUGGAGUGUUUCCACUACCACAUUUAUCCUCACUUGGUAGGCGGGGCUAAGGACAAAUUCGGUGGCACUGUGAUGUCAUACUGGUGUGACGACAACAAAUGCAACAGAACUAACAACAACAAUGGACGACGUCCAGCAGGAAGGAGUGACUUGUUUGUGAGCCAAUUAUUGGACUUUACUGGGUGUACGUUGGUGUAGCUCCGCCCACUAUUGGUUCCGUACCAUUUUCAUAUGGGUCUCCAACAGAACAGUACCAA
Molecule: messenger RNA, 3934 nt
Organism: Sphaeramia orbicularis (orbiculate cardinalfish)
Lineage: Eukaryota; Metazoa; Chordata; Actinopteri; Kurtiformes; Apogonidae
Gene: qkib
Product: QKI, KH domain containing, RNA binding b
Biological process (GO): regulation of mRNA splicing, via spliceosome
Cellular component (GO): nucleus
Molecular function (GO): mRNA binding
Source: RefSeq, a predicted model, not a curated record